This is a messenger RNA of Andrographis paniculata, 549 nucleotides long. Its product is annotated as em-like protein GEA6. The coding region runs from base 89 to 337 and encodes 82 amino acids. The record is from RefSeq and is a predicted model, not a curated record. Lineage: Eukaryota; Viridiplantae; Streptophyta; Magnoliopsida; Lamiales; Acanthaceae. Gene Ontology annotation, biological process: response to abscisic acid. Gene Ontology annotation, cellular component: cytosol. The transcript is spliced from 2 exons.
UCCUCAGUCGAUCAGCGACAAACCCUAACAUCGAAUCGAAUCAAUUCAAUCCGCGAAAGACACAGUUGCGGAGAGUUCGGGAGGAAUUAUGGCUGCGCAGCAAGAGAGGAAGGAGAUGGACGCCAGGGCGAAGCAAGGGGAGACGGUGGUUCCCGGCGGCACCGGCGGCAAAAGCCUCGAAGCGCAGGAGCACCUCGCCGAAGGGAGGAGCAGGGGAGGGCAGACGAGGAAGGAGCAGCUGGGGACGGAGGGGUACCAGGAGAUGGGGCGGAAGGGAGGACUGAGCUCCGGCGAGGGUGCGGCGGAGGUGGACGAAUCGAAGUUCAGGACUGGGUGAAUAUAUAUCCUUCAAGUUUGAAGGAGUGUCUGUAAUGGAGGAUAUGAUAUGAAGAUAUCAUGGUGAUGUGUAUGUAGUUAGGUUUCAAUAAAAACGACGUCGUCUGGUCUGAGUGUGAGAUCUGAGGUGUGUCUUCCAUGGCGGUUUUGUGUUGGCUUUAGUUGAGACGAUGAUAUCUCUGUGUAUACAUGACUGUCGAGUGUUUUCUUUCU